Molecule: messenger RNA, 5086 nt
Organism: Lytechinus pictus (painted urchin)
Lineage: Eukaryota; Metazoa; Echinodermata; Echinoidea; Temnopleuroida; Toxopneustidae
Product: dnaJ homolog subfamily C member 3-like
Exons: 11
Coding region: 138-1646 (502 amino acids)
Biological process (GO): protein folding in endoplasmic reticulum
Cellular component (GO): endoplasmic reticulum
Molecular function (GO): protein-folding chaperone binding; misfolded protein binding
Source: RefSeq, a predicted model, not a curated record
AAAUUGACAAAAGUAGCACAUACGUGUAUGGGAUCCCUACGUGUAUUAAGGUAUGCGAGUCCGCUACUGAACCGAUUUCGUUGCAGUGGUGAUAAUUUCUUAAUGUCAGACUGUUAUCGAGCAUUUACUCAUCAUUGAUGGCGAGACGAAGGGAUAUGUUCAAUUUGCACAACUUUUUAAGCUCGAUUCCAGUUCUCUUGGUGACUUUGUCUCUUCAUUAUGAUGAUGGAGAAGCGAAAUCGGAAGCAGAGGCCAAGAAAUACAUGGAGACUGGAAACACUUUGUUAGCAGCUGGUCAGCUUGCUGAUGCACUGGCCCAAUAUAAUUCUGCAAUAGACAAUGAUCCUGAGAACUACAUGGCAUACUACAAGAGAGCCGCUGUUUACCUGGCCCAAGGAAGGUCCAAACUGGCUCUACCAGACUUGAAGAAGAGCAUGACUCUCAAGAAGGACUUCACUCCCGCUCUCAUCAACCAUGGCAAUGUACUAUUUAAGCUGGGACAUCUUGCUAAAGCUAGGGAAGAUUAUGCUGCCGUGUUAAAAUUUGAUCCAUCUAAUAAAGAGGCUGAGAAGCAACUUGGGAUGACCCGUACCGUGGAGGAGAGAAUAGCUAUAGGAGAUAAACAAUUCCAAUCAAAUCAAAUAGAACAAGCAUUAGAUGCGUACUCAAAGGUUCUUAUGUAUUUACCCUGGAAUGCAGAUAUGCACAGGAAACGGGCAAAAGUCUACACAGAGUUAGGAGAGUUAUACAAAGCCAUCGAAGAUCUAAGAUCUGUAACUAAACUUGUUCCAGACAGCACAGAAGUCUAUCUUGAAAUGAGUAGAACGCAUGACAGUAUGGGAGAUCUAGAUAUGGCCUUAGAAGAUAUACGAGAAUGUUUGAAACUGGAUCCUGAUCAUAAGGAAUGCUUCCCUCUUUACAAGCUGCUCAAGAAAAUCAGAAGAUUUUUGGAUGCCGCUGAAAAUUAUAUCCGUGAUGGAAGAUAUGAUGAGGCGAUAGAAAAAUUAAAAGCAUCGAUAGAGGCUGCUGGUAAAGGAGGUGUUUAUGAACUCAGGGCAAAUGCAAGGAUAUGUCACGCAUAUAGAAUGAGCCAAAAUAUACCUGAAGCUAAAAAGAUGUGUUCACUGGUUUUAAAGGACGAUCCAGAAAAUAUAGAUGUACUCAUAGAUAGAGCUGAAACUUAUAUCCAAGAUGAAAUGUAUGAAGAAGCUGUAAGUGAUUACCAAAAAGCCAAAGAAAUAGAUGACGUGCAGAGAACACAAGAAGGAUUAGAUAGAGCGCAGAAACUUUUAAAACAAUCCAAGAAAAGGGAUUACUACAAAAUUUUAGGUGUCAGAAGAAAUGCUGUCAAAAAGGAAAUAUUGAAAGCAUAUCGACAAUUAGCUAUGCAAUGGCAUCCGGACAAACAUGAAGAAGGGGAAAAAAAAUCCAAAGCAGAGAAAAUGUUCAUGGACAUCGCCGAUGCCAAAGAAGUUCUUACGGACCCGGAAAUGAGGGAAAAAUUUGAUGCUGGUGAGGACCCGUUAGACCCUGAACAACAGCAACAGAGAAACCAAGGCUUUCAUCACGGGCAUCCAUUCGGUUUUAAUCCGUUCGGUAGCGGCGGUGGUGGUGGCGGUUUCAACUUCAAGUUCAAGUUCAACUAGAGUAAAACUUAACAUUGACACAAUCUGCAGGACUCUGUAUCACUAACGUCUGUGAUCAAUCGCUAAAUGGCAAUGGCCAAUCCAGGUCCCCGUCUUACGAACAGUUGCGAUUGAUCCGAUCAACCACAACUGUGGAAAGCCAGCAACGUCAACAUCCGAAAUGCAUGUUUGUUCAACAUGUUUUCUCUAUAUGCUGUUUAUUCAUACAUUAAUUGCUUUCUUGAAAAGUUUGGGUGAUUCUCUUUGUUUAUGCAGGACAUGGCACAAAUUUCCUGUCGGAAAAUAUAUGACACUGAUGGAUUUCCAUACAUUUGGGGUUGAUCGGAUCAAUCGUAACUCUUCGUAUGAUGGGUGCCAGGGUCCCAUCAUACAAAGAGUUACCAUUCGAUCCAAUCAAGUAACUCUAUGGAAAUCCAUCAGGGUCAUAAUUUUUUCUAUAGGAAAUUGACACAAUGUCCUUUGUAAACAAAGAGAAGCACAGUGAAUUUUCAAGAAAACAACGAAUGCACGAAUAUACAUCAUAGGUAGAAAAUAUUUUGAACAGACAUGCAUAAUACAUGUUGACGUUGCUGACCGUCCAUAGUUGCAAUUGAUCGGAUCAAUCGUAACUCUUCAUAAGACGGGGCCCUGGUCACCGUUCCAUGCCAAGUGUGUUUAGAGUUCUUACCAGGAACCAUUCAGGAUCAUUCUUUCAUACUUGCAAUCCAUUACUAAUCUUUGUGCUGCACGUCCCUGAUUGAUAACGGUGUGAUGCCUACAGCAGAACAGAACCUUCAAGUUAUCAUCCUGUGAAACUUAAGAAAAUGACAUAUUUUUUGUAGCCUGAGGGCUAUUUCAUAUGCAUAGCUCAUUGUAAAGUUGACUUUUCAAACAACUGGAACAUUCUUCAGGGUGCGAGAUUUGGUUUUAUUUCUGAAAUCCAGUGUAAUACAUCUAUUUCUACUUGAAAACUCUUCCUUGAGAUAUGGUCUGUAUCUGGCAUCAGCCAUAAUGGUUUCUACGAGACUGUCACGCCACUUUUAUUAGCAAGCCGUUAAGUGUGUAAGAACUUCCUAUUUUAUAGUUGUGGUAUUCUCAGUACUACUUAACAAAAAUUUUUGCACUGCUUGAGUGAAAACCAUGUACUAUGUGACUUCACCGACCCCACCCCCCCCCCUAAAAAAAUCCCUAAUUCCCUCCAACCGGGACCCAUUUACAUAAACCUUAAUGACCUAUCAUAAAGCCGAUUUUCAGGAUUGAUCACAGCAUUAUGUGUGAUCAAUCUACAGAUUAUCUGUAUGAUCAUUCCCUUACUUUAGUGUAACUGGCCCGGAAGAAGUUAAUAAUAGUCUUACUGCAUGUAGAUCAAUAGAACCUUUAUAUAAAUUGUCAUUCAGGGAAGGAUUUCAUAAAAUAUACAUAUACAGAUAUAUAUUUUAAAAAAAGCAAUUUGUCAACAUCUCACUAAUCAAAAUGAGCUGGUUUGACUAUAUCUGAGAUGCUUUUCUUUGUGCACUUUAUGCAAAAAUUAACUUCACUUUGUUCCUCUAUAUUGGACUUUACCAGGGUCACUUUUUCUUGUUAAAGUUGUGUCAUGAAAAUAUACACCUAUGGGAUUUACUAUAGAAAAUUUUACCAUUUUACUCAUUAAUUAGCAAGUCUUGUCCUUUUUCACAGAAAGUCAACUUCCCCCUUCUUGAAUGUGGUGACCUCAUUUUUGUUUAAAUUUGUGAAAUCUUUCUUUGUGAGUUAAUGAUAAUUGCACAAAAGCUGGAAUGAUUUCAUUUCUUUCUUAACUUUGCCUGUAGUGCCUUGGAGACUGUUAGUGCUGUAUGAAUAGUUUUGAAGAAAAUUUUUAAAAAUAUCAAAUGAAAUAAUUGAGAGAUUGUACUCAUGGUAACAUGUAUGUAUAUUGGCAAUAUUGUCAUUGUCUUGAAUAAUUUUAUUUGAAAGGGUAAUUUCUCAAUUAAUUAUUGGUGUUUUUACGUGAUCUGCAAUGAAUAAAGCUAAAUUCAACAUCAGAAUAGUUAGCUGAAAGUGUCCAUUAGAUGUUCACUUUCAUUUGUUUAGUUCAUAUUCAAAGUUAUGUUUUAACCAAAGUAUUAUAGAAGAUGUUCAGAUUUAUUGUCCUCAAGUUUAUCUUUUUUUGUAUUCUAUUUGAUGGAAGAGAGUUGCUAUUUUUGUACAUUUCCUCCUUUCUAAAUUAUUUUGUCAUGGUGUAUUUUGGGAUAAAAAGUAAUUAAAUUGGUUAAAUAUUUUGUAUUUAAUUUGGUUAUGUAGGCCAAAAGCCCUGUGAAUGGACAAAAAAAUAAUUAGAAAAUGCAUGCAAGAUCCAUAGCUAUUCAUGCAAACGCUCUACCAUACGCACCAAUGCCUUGGAAAACAUAUUUAUAACUUUUUUUCAUAUCAGGUAUAAUGAUACCCAUAGUUGUUUGUCAUCAUUUCAUCAUUUUUUUUUUCUAGUUCGUAUAUAUAUUAGUUGCCCCCUCUUGAUCGCAACUUUGAAAAGGAAUAACUCAACUGUAUUUUUCUAUUUUUGUGUUUCAAAAUGAAUCGGCAUAUUUUGUGUUUAAUAACUUCUACCUAUGUGAUGCCUUACAGUAGAGUUAUAUAUUUCUAUUAGAAAUAAAAGCAGUCAAGUAAAUUCAACUUUUAAAGUGACAUUGCACUGGCACAUUCAAUAAUGCCAUCUUAUAGGUUGAGAAAGAUGGCACAAAAUGAGGACCCAUGAUGCACUAUUUCAGUUUUAGAUUCAGUUUGGUUUAUUUCAAUAUUUUACUGCCAUUACAAUGUUUAGUAAUGAUAUAUUUUUAACCAAUUGUUUAAACAUGAUCAAUUCUACCAAACAAAUAAUACACACAAAAUUAAACGAAAGGAAAGAGACAAAAAAGCUUUAAAAUGUUCAAGGAAGCUUAUUUUGGGAGGGGGGAAUGGUGCAUUAUGGGUCGCACAUUGGUCAUUCCCAACAGCACCAUUAGAUGGCAGUAUUUGCUGUCUGUGUCCAUGCAAUGUCACUUUAGGUCAACUUCAUGAGUAAAACAAUUUUUCAAUGUCAAAAGACGACUUAAAAGGUCUUAUAUUCUUCAUUGUACACGUACAUGUAUGUCAAGAUUUCUUUUAAUGUGAAAGCCUUCUUCUGAAGUUCGUAUUGCCUCAAAUGCAUUGAAGCUAAUUUGACUGACAGUAAUUUUGAAAUCUCGUAAGAUUCUCGCACUUUAGGUAUAGUCAAAGAUAUUUAUUUUUUUAGUUCUGGUACAUUGACUUCUGCGAGGAUGACCGUUUUCGAAUUGGUGAGUCAUGUAGUAGAUUUAUGAUUGUUUGUCAUUGUUAUUUUUUCUCCAAAUUACUUAUAUAUUUGUCAACUACUGUAUUUCAUGAUAAAUGUAUGUUUUGAUAUUUGGGGAUUUUUAGAGGAAAUGUCUGUAUUUGUAAAUAUAAAGAUUUCUCUAUGAAAGAAACAA